CACACACACACACAUUCACACACUUGCAAACAGGACAGUCAGUGAACAGUGACAGAGGAGAGAACAAAGGCAGAGAGAGAGAGAGAGAGAGAGAGGCUUAAACACAGGGAGGAAAAGUUGUUAAAGAAAGGUAAAGAAGAGAAAAGAGAGUGAGAGUACAGAAGGGAGAGAGAAAGAGAGAGAGAGAGAGAGAGAGAGAGAGAGAGAGAGAGAGAGAGAGAGAGAGAGAGAGAGAGAGAGAGAGAGAUGGGACUUUGGUACGGUAAAGCCAGUGAGACAAUGUGGUGAACACCCACCUGCUGGAACGGACUAACCUGGCUGGAUCUACACACACACACACACACACACACACACACACACCACUCUGAAGUGAGACACUGUAGAGGACUGCAGUACGUAAGCAGAGAGGAGUGUGAUGUCUCGACGGAGCUGGAGUUUUUCCUCCGUACGUCUGAAGACGAAACGGGGGUCUGACGAUGAGGCAGCGGACGUGUUUCGGAGGAGAGGAAGAUUGUUCUCCUCUGUUAGAGAAGAUCGCAGACCUAAGAGAUCUGACGACGAAGACCCCAGCCCAGAAACGCACAAUGGUGCGUUCCUGCCAGGUGAGGAUGAAGAUGAUAGGGGGGCGAUGAAGAGGCUGAGCACCAUGUGGAGCUCAUUCCGUGGGAAGAUCAGCCGAGACAGAGCUUCUAAAGAGCCAGACUCACCCGUGAGCCCAGAGCUGGCAGCGGUGGAGGAGAAGCCCCGGGACCAGCGCUACGCCAGUGGCCAGUUCUUCUUUGAGUACCUGGUGGUGGUCAGCCUGAAGAAGAACAUCAGAAGUGGAGAGUAUGAACCACAGAUCUCCUACCAGUUCCCCAAGAGAGAUGGGAUGGUGCGGUUUCAGAAGGAGGAAGAGGAGAAGACGCUGAAGGCCAUCACGCUCUUCUGUUUUCCAGAAGGAAUAAACUGGGCUCCUCUUACAGAGUACCGCAGCGAGACCUUCUCCUUCGUUCUGACGGAAGUCGACGGAAGCAGGAGGAAUGGUUACUGCCGGAGGCUACUGCCUCAUGGGAAUGGAGCUCGUCUUCCAGAAGCUUACUGCAUCAUCAGCAAAUUGGCCUGUUUUGGCCUCUUCUCCAAGAUCUUUGACGAGGUGGAGAAGCGGAAGGUGAAGUCCAUAGCGAUGAUCUACCCCUUCAUGCAGAGUCUCAGAGAAGCUCCGUUUCCUGCUCCGGGGAACACAGUCAACAUCAAAAGCUUCAUCCCUGAAUCUGGAACUGAGAUCAUCAGUCUGACGCGUCCUACAGACUCGUGGUUGGAGCAUGUGGAUUUCCGGCCGCUGUUCAGCGCUCUGACGGAUGAGGAGGUGCUGCAGGUGUUUGCUGCGACUGUGCUGGAGCGCAGGAUCGUCUUCAUCGCUGAGGAGCUGGGGACGUUAUCUCAGGUGAUCCACGCUGUCACGGUUCUUCUUCAUCCCUUUAUCUGGCAGCAUACGCUCAUCUCCAUCGUGCCUGAGAUCCUGAUAGACGUGGUGAUGGCUCCCACGCCGUACCUGCUGGGGGUCCAGAAGCGGCUCGCUGAUGAGGUCACUGAGCAGGGAGAUCUGUUGGCAGUGGACCUAUCAGAGGGCAGGAAACAAACGUUUAUCAGACAAAUCGGAGAUGAGGACUCCAUUCUACCUCACAAACUCAGAGAUGAGAUCCUGCAGGCUCUGAAAAGCCGGAGUGAAAAAGCCACUCUGGAGGAGAUGAACCGCGUGGUUCCUGAAGCGUUCUUGCCGUUCUUCAUAAAGACAGUCGGACAUUUCGCUAAACACAUCGCAAGGCCCGGACCGGAGAAACCGGGUCAGUUCCAGAAGAGAAGCUUCUAUAAAGCUCUGGAGUCAAAGAGCACUCGCCACUUCGUCAAGCAGUUCGUGGAGACGCAGAUGUUCGACCUGUUUAUUCAGGAGGCGGAGCAACGGCCCGCCAAUCAGAACGGUUUUUUUGAACAAAAGAUUGCGGAGUAUCAGAAGAAAAUGAGGGAAAAGGCGAAGAAACACUAGGAGAGGACUGCUGAAAAAUACGUUGUGUGAUAUGGUUGUAAUCAGAUGUUAUAUAAUUGUUGAGAGUGUAGAUAGUAAUGUUAGAUUAUUUAAGUUAUGUUUUAUCACGUUUUAAUGAUAAUUUUAAGCGUAAAAUGGGGAUUUUCUGUGUGAUAAAUAUCAAUGUGCGUUACACUGUAUUGGGAACUGUUUGUGUGUGUGUGUGUUCGAGAGAGUGUGUGUGUAAUAAAGGACUGCAGUAGUGUAGGAGUUUAGUUAAUAUUGAUCCUGAUCAGUGGAUGAAUCUGAGCCAGUGUUGAAAUAAAGAUUUUCAUCUUUUUAAA
Astyanax mexicanus (Mexican tetra) is the source of this 2349-nucleotide messenger RNA. It is a transcript of the gene dennd2da, whose product is annotated as DENN/MADD domain containing 2Da. The coding region runs from base 416 to 2026 and encodes 536 amino acids. Gene Ontology annotation, cellular component: cytosol; nucleoplasm. The record is from RefSeq and is a predicted model, not a curated record. Lineage: Eukaryota; Metazoa; Chordata; Actinopteri; Characiformes; Acestrorhamphidae. The transcript is spliced from 16 exons.